UUGCAGCCCAGGAACCCGCCCUUCUUCCUCCUCCGGCGGACUAUACGGCGGCCCUCCGGCGAGGUACGGCCCGUCGCCUCCCCCUGCACCCCGUUCCUCUGGUGUCCCUGUACCCCGUCCUCCACGUCCAUCGCCGCCGCCUCCUCUUCCGUUUCCCUGCCACCGCGGUGCUUGGUCCAUCCUACGCGCGUGCCCGCGAAACCCUAGAUCCGCCCUGGGCUUGGUCGCCGGCACUGCUCCGGUGCGGCUGCUUCUCUAUCUGCUACCCUUUCCUGCCAUGUCCUGCUCCUUCCUCUCCCUGCCAGUGAGUAAGCCCUUCUCUGGAAUCCUGAUGCAGCAGCACGAGGAGGAGGUCUCCAACCGCGUGCAGCAGCGACCAAGGAUUGCGCACACGGAGAAUCAGCGCCGGCAGGAAGCGCCCGUGGUAUGGGCGAGCGUUCGAUUUCUUGCACCUGCGGAUGCAGCCUGCUGUACGGCCGCCUCCGGCACAGGAGGAGGACAGGAGUCCGCGCGUCUACUGUUCUUUCAAGGCUGUGACAUUGGCGUUUGCGAGGCUUUUGUUCCUCUGCGCCCCGGCGUGCUCCCACAAGGCAGUCCUACGGUUGGGCAUGCAAGUCGACGCCGCGGUGUUAACGCCGAGGAGGAGCUGAAGCUGUUCGGCCGGUGGCGUCUCUCCCUCUGCGGCAGUGCCUGCUCCGAGCAGGCCUUCGGCGGCGCUGGCAUGGCAGGGGGUGACCAGAAGGGGGAGGUCGAUGAUGGACGGGAUGGCGUGUUGAUGCGGUGGUUCGUGCUGGACGAGCUGGCAGCGAGGAGAUGGAGGCGGGGUGUUGACCGUGUGUAUUACAAGCUGCAGGGUAUCAGCAAUCCUGUGGAGAAUCACCUGCGAGGUGCCGAUGGUGAUGGGGCCCUUCUAGGUUGGUGGCGGCCGCUCCAAGGUGCUGCUCACCGCAGCCCGCCACCUCUUGAUGUCGCCAUUGUCCGCCCCUCAUGCCGGCGAUGCGCGUGCCGCGCCUGAAUCGCACUGCUGCCAAUCACCUGUGCCGCUUGCCCUGCUGGCCACCAUGGGCCAAGCUACUGUUUGUGUGAUGCGUCGUGCCAAGGGCCGGGGUACAGGUUGGCACCCUCCUGCUAGCGACCUCUAUCAUUGCGCUCACCUGCCGCCCAGCCUCUCAUGCCCGGCACAGCCGGUUGAUGAGCCACGUUGUUGACUUCUUCCGCUCUGUUGCUUCCUUUAAAGUAUGGUCUGCAAUUUAUGUUCUUGCGCGUCGAGUUCAGCCGCCAGGCUACAAUGGAACGUGGUCGUCGACAACGGCCUAGCAGAUGAUGUGCUUCUGGCUCUGGAUCGCCACUUGAGAAGGAUGAUAGACAACUUCAGUGAAAUUUGGAGCAUGGGUUAUAUCUUCACUUCAAAUUCCAUCGGUAAGGAUUUGUUUGCUCAUCGAUUGAUUGUUUAUGUGUUUUCUCCCCUAAUCCUUAUGUUGAGAUUUUGGAUAUGUUUCUCUCCCUUUCAGAUUGUUACGAAUUCACUUGCAAUAAACCUGUACCUUCCAAACCAUUUCCAUCUAUAUUCUUGCCGUGUUGGGACUGUUGAUAGUCUAGAUUUGAAGAGUCACAGUAUGCCGGUAUAUGUGCAUGAAUAGUGCUUCAGGUACCUAUUUGAUGAUUCAGUUCUGUGGUAAUAAUUGAAAUGGUGAUCUUAUAGCCUUACAUCAAAUGCUAUUAGUCAAUGGUGGCUCUCUUUUUUGAAUCGCCUAAGAUGUUACUGUCUACAUGCCAUACAAUUUGAGCCCUGACUUCUGCUUCUUCAUAAACACGCAAUGCUUCUCAUGUUAAUCAAAGAUGAUAUCAAGGUGGAAGUCAUGUACAAAAAUAUUAUGUGGCGGAUAUGGCCUAAAUUUAUGUGAUAUCAAUAUAUCAUGACUGUUCUUUACCAAAUUUA
Molecule: messenger RNA, 1939 nt
Organism: Lolium rigidum
Lineage: Eukaryota; Viridiplantae; Streptophyta; Magnoliopsida; Poales; Poaceae
Exons: 3
Coding region: 278-1015 (245 amino acids)
Source: RefSeq, a predicted model, not a curated record